Colletes gigas is the source of this 1304-nucleotide messenger RNA. RefSeq lists its product as uncharacterized. Gene Ontology annotation, biological process: hemocyte migration. The transcript is spliced from 2 exons. NCBI's taxonomy places the organism in Eukaryota, Metazoa, Arthropoda, Insecta, Hymenoptera, Colletidae. The coding region runs from base 642 to 1064 and encodes 140 amino acids. The record is from RefSeq and is a predicted model, not a curated record. Gene Ontology annotation, molecular function: growth factor activity. Gene Ontology annotation, cellular component: membrane.
CACAAUCGUCGGAGAAUUGUCUGGAAACGAGGAAAUACAAGCGCGAUGCGCCGAUGCACAAAAAAAAAGUAAAACCGAGGACGAUUAUUUGACUGAUGACAGGUUGAAAUUUGGCGCGGUCAAAGUACAAAAAAAAGAAAGAAAGAAGAGGAAGGCACACGACGAAAGGAGAAAAUGAGAGAAAGAAAGGGGACAAUCGAUGAGGAAAGGAUGGCUAGUCACGCAACGUAACACAAUCCCAGCUUGAACGGGAGGCAGGACCCACUAGUUGUAAUUAUAUGUAGUUAUCUUCGCGAUGUUCUCGGAACGCUUUGCUUCGACCCCACCCUCGAGCUUACCGAGAAACAAGAGGGAGACAGUGCGAACCGUCGUCGAGCGAGACGAAACGAUACGGACAGCGGCUGAUCGGAAGAAGAGGGACGAAGUGAAAUCAGAGAUGGAGGGGGCGCAGAGGGCACCGGGCCGAGGAUGAAAGUUACAUAUAUAUAUAUAGAGAGAGGAAGAAAGAAUUCAGAUCGCAGAAAAGAGUCGCAGUCCUCAGCCCCGGACGGUCCCCGUCGAUCUAUCAGAGUGAACAGAACAGCCGACAGAAGUAGGUCCCCCGGUUCUGCGUUCCAUUCGCGAGCGAAACACGCCGACCGAUGAAAAACAGCCCAAAAAUGAGAAGCUUCGUUUUGCUAUUGUUUUCCAUUCACUUUGCUCUUGCCGUGAUUGGACGGCAUCACAGGGAUAGCGGGUUUCUAAAUCAUGUGCAACUGGUGCACGAAUUCCGGUGUUCCUCGCCACAACCGAGGGCCGUGCCGGUGGCAGAACUUUUAACCGUUGGUCCUAGCCCCGACGAGGUCUUCUAUCCCGCUUCUACCGUUUUGACGCGCUGCGAGGGAGCUGGAUGUUGCCCGGAUUCCAAACAGAUUUGUGCGCCCGUCGAAACUAGAAAUGUAAGCCUUGUCUUUAUGGUGAAGCACAUGAUCGAUCGACAACGGGACAGACAUCACGAAGUGCUACACGUUUUGGAGCAUACGAAGUGCGGUUGCGUUGAUAAGAAACUUAUAAAAUUCGACUGAUCGCUCCUCGCCGAAAGUUUAUCUUAACGCGAUGGAAAACGGACCUGAAGAGGACCUUUUCCAAACGAGGAUUUACAUCCAUUGUUAUAAGAAUAUUGUAAAGUAGUUUCUUAGUAUUUAGUUAAAGUUAAAGGGUACCAAAAUGAUGUUUAUAAUUGCAUAACUGAAUAACAGUAUAGUUAAUGGUAAGAUUAAUACAAAUUAUAAGCUUAAAUGUAAGACAAGUUCCUCGAUUUAAUC